This is a messenger RNA of Harpegnathos saltator (Jerdon's jumping ant), 975 nucleotides long. Its product is annotated as cytadherence high molecular weight protein 3. The record is from RefSeq and is a predicted model, not a curated record. Bases 63 to 695 code for a protein of 210 amino acids. NCBI's taxonomy places the organism in Eukaryota, Metazoa, Arthropoda, Insecta, Hymenoptera, Formicidae. The transcript has 4 exons.
GCAGUGUCCCAUCAUCCGUUGCCCCGUACACGCUCGUAUCUCAUCACGACGUAUUCUGAAAAAUGCUCCUUCUACCCUCAAUAGUCGUUACAUGUUUAUUAACGAAAAUAACGUUCGCUGGUUUCACGGAAAAAAGUGAUUCCGGAUGGCACGGUGUGUCUAAUUACGGAGUCACGAGUUACGGUUCGGGCAACGAUAUAAACGCUCAUCAGGGUCUCUCUUACGGGUCGUUUCCAUCUUACGGAAGUGACGGCGAAUUUUACGUAGGCCAUGGAAUUCAUGCCGGGAACGUUCAGCAGACGUUCGCACAAUCAGUGCCGAUCAGCCAGCACGUGGAAGUCACGAAGCCGUUGGUAGUGCCAGUCGUAAAGAAUAUCGGUGUCCCGGUAGUACAGCCAGUGGCAAUUCCAGUGCCCCAUCCCGUGGCUGUAGCUGUCCCUCAACCUUAUCCUGUCCACGUGCCGAUCGCCCAGCCGGUCGCCGUACCGGUUGUGAAGACCAUUGCAAUCCCGGUGGAGAAGAAAGUGCCGUAUCCGGUGGAAAAGAUCAUACCAGUGCCCGUGGAAAAGGAUGUGCCGAUAACGGUGGAGAAGCACAUACCCGUGCCAGUAGAGAAACCGUACCCGAUUCACAUACCCGUUUAUAAGCAUGUUUUCCAUCGGAAAACAAAAAACCACCAUGGUUGGAUACAUUGAAAAAAAUGCCAUGACGAUUAGAUGAAAUUCCCGCACGAGUGAUGGCUUGAGAAGCGUCCUUCGUGAACUUAGAUAACGCUACGACAUCGCAGUAAACUCGCCAUGACUACUUUUAUUGAGUUAUGAGCGCUGUAACGUACUUGCGACUUGUCGUUCACAUCAUUAUAUGAGAUAAUGUAGAUAAUAUAUGUGCUCCUCUUCCUAUAGGUUAUAUUUACACUUGCCUUGGCGUGCUCAUCCGCUCUCUGCCAAAUAACAACCUUAUUUAAUAAAAACUAAA